AAUGACUCGGCUGUUGUGGGAUCGUUGAUCCAGCGAUUGACGUACACAACCUGAAGCUAUCUUGAUUUCGGCACAUUUCGCACGUCUAUCAUUUUACCCUCUUUCAAUAGCGGAAUCCAUGUCGGUCUCGGGCCACCACCGAGAUUGACGAGGUCUCCGGUAUUAAAAAGCCUGUUUCAGAGGUGCCGGCCAAGACAGCGUCUGAACUCGCUCGCCAUCUGCGGUUUCCUCUGCCUUUGAGCGACCACGCGAGAAAGAUGCAGAAAGAAGACGAAGCCGACGAUACGAUCUGCAUAGACGACCACGCGAGAAAGAUGCAGAAAGAAGACGAAGCCGACGAUACCAUCUGCUUAGACGAAUCUUUCUUCGUCAAUCGCGAUUAUGAUCUCACCACUUUUACAUUUGGGUCUCAUGUCCUUAAUCUCUUCUGCCUUCGCUCUGCUUCUACCGAUUAUGAUCUUACUGGGCAAUUAGUAUGGCCAGGUGCAGUGUUGUUGAACAAUUACCUCUCCAAAAAUGCUGAAAUACUUGAUGGGAAUUCAGUGAUUGAACUAGGAUCUGGAGUUGGUAUUACUGGCAUAUUGUGCAGCCGAUUCUGCCGAGAGGUUGUAUUAACUGAUCACAAUGAAGAAGUUCUUGAGAUCAUGAAGAAAAACAUAAAGCUCCAUUUAUCUUCAGAAUCAAGUUCUCCUGCUUUGACAGCUGAGAAACUUGAGUGGGGAAAUAGUGUUCAGAUCAGUGAAAUCUUACAAAAGCAUCCAGGAGGAUUUGAUCUAGUUCUUGGAGCUGAUAUUUGCUUUCAACAGUCCAGCAUUCCUCUUCUUUUUGAUACUGUGGAGAAGCUUCUCCGUUUUCAGGAAGGCAAAUGUAGAUUCAUACUGGCUUAUGUGUCUCGAGCUAAGAGAAUGGAUACGUUGGUUAUUGAUGAAGCUGUUCAGCAUGGAAUGCAGGUCAAUGAAGUACAUGGGACAAGAUCGACUGUUGCAAACCUUGAAGGAGUCAUAUUUGAGAUCACCCUUAACUGAUGUUCACGAUGUAUAACAGACACCUCCAUUCUUUUCUGGUAGUCAGAUGUUAAAAUGACGAAUAAGUCCAUGAAACAAUUUGGCAUGGAAACAGGAGAUGCUUGCUUUCUUUGGUUGCUUAUAUGGUAAAAAAAGGAAGCCGAAGGGUGGGAGCAAAAUGACUACGAAAGCUACAGGAUAUAAUCUCCUUUUUAUCAGGUUGUUUUUAAUGCUAACCAAAUAUUAGAGCAAAUUGUACUCUAAACUAAUGUCCCAUUGGAAUAUAGUUCUUUGUGUUGCAAGAUACACCUUGUAAUGAUUCGUAGAAUCAUGGCAAGAAACCAUAAAUCAAAUGCAGCCUUUUUUUCUUAA
Elaeis guineensis (African oil palm) is the source of this 1376-nucleotide messenger RNA. RefSeq lists its product as uncharacterized. NCBI's taxonomy places the organism in Eukaryota, Viridiplantae, Streptophyta, Magnoliopsida, Arecales, Arecaceae. Gene Ontology annotation, cellular component: nucleus. Gene Ontology annotation, molecular function: protein methyltransferase activity. Gene Ontology annotation, biological process: protein methylation. The record is from RefSeq and is a predicted model, not a curated record.